AUGGGGUUAAGAUGCACCAACUACUUUGAGAACUCAAAGUAUGAAAGCCCGGACAUACAAAUCAUCACCUGUAAAGGCUGUUCCUCACAUUUAUGCCUUUCUGACUUAAUAUUAUCAGACAAUUUUAAUGGAGCAAGUGGCCCGGCGUAUUUGGUAGACAAUUUGAUUAAUAUUGAGUUUAAUUUAAAGAGUGAAGAAACUCCCAUGAAGACUGGAGUAUAUUUAAUAAACAAAAUCAAAUGUCAUCAAUGUAAAAGUCCCCUUGGUUGGUAUUAUAAGAAGUCAUACUCUUGUGCAGAAACGUACAAGGAAGGUAAAUUUGUCAUUGAAAAGAAUUAUAUAAAAUUUGUUGAUAACCAUACGACAAUGAGACUAUUGAUGGAAAGAGCGAUGAAAAACAGGUAUAGAAGACGACUUUCUAGUGUAUCCACACUUUCGGUGGACGAACUAGAUUCAAUAGGGGAUGACAAACCCAGCACACUUCAUUAUAGCCAAGCACCACUAAUCAAGGGGCUAGAUACAGAUCAUACUGGUACCAAUAAAAAUAAUUUUAAUUUCUUUACCUAUCAAAUUAAAAAGAGAAGAUCGUCAUCAUCUGAUUAUCGUCAAGGAGGAAUAUUUUUGAACAGGCUAAGAUUACCACAACCAAAAGAAGAGGAGGAAGAAGAAAACACUAAUACUAGCAGUACAGCUAGUAUGACAGGUACUCCAGCAACAGCUCAUUUAACUCCGACUACAAUUAAUGCUGGUCAAUCUGGUGCCACCGCUCCGCCUGCAACAAGAACCAGACGAAGUGUGGGGUCAAUUGUUGAUGACGACGACGACGAAAUACUUGUAGAUGCUUAG
Molecule: messenger RNA, 846 nt
Organism: Spathaspora passalidarum NRRL Y-27907
Lineage: Eukaryota; Fungi; Ascomycota; Pichiomycetes; Serinales; Debaryomycetaceae
Gene: MOH1
Product: Moh1p
Exons: 1
Coding region: 1-846 (281 amino acids)
Cellular component (GO): ubiquitin ligase complex
Source: RefSeq, a predicted model, not a curated record